Messenger RNA from Rhineura floridana, 3674 nucleotides. RefSeq names its product toll-like receptor 5. NCBI's taxonomy places the organism in Eukaryota, Metazoa, Chordata, Lepidosauria, Squamata, Rhineuridae. Gene Ontology annotation, cellular component: plasma membrane. The coding region runs from base 62 to 2038 and encodes 658 amino acids. The transcript is spliced from 2 exons. Gene Ontology annotation, molecular function: protein binding. The record is from RefSeq and is a predicted model, not a curated record.
UGCACCAGCCCUCAAGCAAGAGAGUGAGCAAGCGAGAGUCUCUUCGCACCAGCUUAACACCAUGCUGAGGUUUCACCAAAGAUGCCCACUUUGGAGGACUCAGAGAGCCCCUUUCAGUAGGAUCAUAUUUUUGCUGCUGGUCUUGGGGUACACCGUUGAUGCCUUACCCCAAUGCUAUCAUACUAAGAUGUAUUCUCUACUGGUAGCCAAUUGCCAAGGCCAAAGGCACAAGGCAGUCCCCGAAACCACCCCCUCCACUCAGGUCCUCCUGCUGAAUUUCAACUUCUUUUCCACCAUCUUGCAGUCUUCCUUUCCCCUGUUGACAUCCCUGAAGAUGCUUUCUCUUGGAAAGCAACAGGGAGGAUCCCUCUUUGUUGGAGAAAGGGCCUUUCAAAACGUGUCCAACAUCAUGUUCCUGGAUCUUGGAGGCAAUAGGAACUUGAUCUUACACCCUGCAGCUUUCAGCGGCCUCACCAAACUCGAGGUGUUGCUCUUGGAUUUUAAUGGUUUUGAUGAAGGAGUGCUGGAAAGAGGCUAUUUCCAGGAUUUGGUAUCCCUGAAGAGGCUGGAUCUUUCUGGAAAUCGCAUCCGUAGGCUGAGGCCUGAUUUGACUUUUCAGGGGUUGAGGAGCCUGAGUAUCCUUCAGCUGAAGUUCAACAAUAUUGGGACAAUCUGUGGGGAAGACCUACAAAACCUCAAGGGGCACCAUUUGGCCUUGCUUGACCUGUCCUCCAAUCGACUGCUCAGCCAUCAUGCCUGCACCAACCCUUUCCACAAUAUCACAUUGGGAACCCUGGACAUCUCUUCCAACUCAUGGAAUGUGAAGGAAGCUGAGCAGUUCUUCACAAGAUUAAAUGGUUUGCAAAUCCAGAACCUCAAGAUGCAACACUCAGCAGCCAUAGGGAGUGGGUUUGGUUUCCAUAACCUAAAGGGCAUCUCGGCCAGCACCUUUUCUGGCCUGAAUGGCAGUGGCAUUUUCUCCCUUGACAUGUCCUAUGGCUUCCUCAAUGAAUUAGUCUCCUCUGCCUUCUCAGGGUUCUCAGACCUCAAUAUCCUGCUUUUGAGAUCCAAUCAGAUUACUAAGAUCCAGGACAGAACCUUCAUUGGGUUGAGCCAAUUACAUGUUCUUGAUCUGUCCAACAAUCUGCUUGGGGAACUGUACACAGAGGCGCUGCAAACCCUGCAGUCAUCACCUCUCCAACAUCUCAUCCUAAAGUCCAACCAUAUUGGAAUUGUUCAACAUGAUGCUCUGGUGGGGCUGAACUCCCUGCAAAUCCUUGACCUUCAGGACAAUGCUCUCUUGAGGGUCCCAAAGGGGAAACUCCCCUCCUUGCUGCACCUGAUGCUUGGGCAAAAUAGGAUAGGGAGUGCCUGGGGCCUAGAGCAUCUUGGCAAGAACCUGACUCACCUUGACUUCUCCUCCAACCGCCUGAGUGACUUAGGGGAGCUCUGGGGUCAGCUAGGGAAAAUGCCCACCUUGCGUUUCCUGAAUCUCUCGAGCAACCAGCUGGCAAGGUGCUUCAGUGCUGAGAGGGGUCCCAGACAGCUUAGAGAAUUAGAUCUUUCCUAUAACAACCUGGAAAACAUCUGGAAAACAGAUAAAUGUGUGGAUAUCUUCCAGCAUUUGGAGAGGUUGGUAGUCCUGAAUCUCAGUUCCAAUAGCCUGCAGGGCUUGCCAAAGGGUCUUUUCCAGGGUUUAGUGUCUCUACAGACUCUGAGCCUCACUGCCAACCUGUUGCCCAUGCUUCCAGAGGAGGCAUUCCACAGCUUGAAAUCCUUGCGCAGCCUCAGCCUCCAUGGUAACCCCAUAGUGACCCUCUCACCCUCUACAUUUGGGUCACUGGUGCAAUUGCAAUCUUUGGACCUGAGAGAGUUGUCUCUGUUUUGUGAUUGUAGACUUUAUGACUUCCAGCGCUGGAUGCAGGACAACAACGCAAUAUUCACUGCAGCUGAGACAAUGCUCACAUGCAUUCAGACCAGCCCUCAUUUCCUACACAUCUCUUUGCCCACAUUCCUCCACAGCAAAUGUGCCAAAUAAUGGGGGGGUGGGACAUGGGGUGAGGGCCUUGACAUUAGCCCAGCGAUGCCAACUCUUGAUGCCAGCCCUGCAUUCCCCUAUUCCCACUGCUGCCACUCCAGGAAAUGAACACAAAACACAAGAGAUGCCUGAGACCUUGAGACAGACUUGGUGCCUUGAGGAUCCUUCGCACAACAGGAUGUUGGGCCUCAGAACCAGAUGCGGAGUUUCUGUCCAGCUUUUAAAGAUGUGGGGCUGGAUUUUUGAGCUUUGUGGGGGAAAUGACAGAUGGAGACUAAGGUUGCCAGCUUCUUCCUCUCUCUUUAUUGCCUCUUCUUCUCCAUCUUUCUGAGUACCCUGACACAGCAAAGAUGUAACAAGCAGGGCUUUUUCUUUUCUGGCAUGGAAAUGAAGUGAGGGGGAAAUGCAUUGCUAGCUUAAUGGUGUGUGUGUGUGUCUGUGUGUUUAAUAAUAGCAUUGACAUUCAAGGCAUACCAUAUUUCAAACUUUUUUUUAAAAAAAAAUGUUUUUAACACUGUAUUGUUUUAAUGUAUUUUAAUAUCUGUUUUUAUGAUGUUUUAAAGUGUCUUUAGCAUUUUGUUUGCUCCCCUGGGCUCCUGCUGGGAGGAAGGGCGGGAUAGAAAUUAAUUAAUUAAUUAAUAUAUUGGUUCUGGUUUUGCUUUUCCCAAGGAAUCCUUAAAAUGGUUGCUGGACAGAAUGCUGAAGUUGGUUACUAGUAGUUUCUUAAAAAAGAAACUAUGGGGAUCUUUGGCUAACAAGUCUUAUCUAUGAUAAUUAAAAGUGUGAGUUCCAUGGUGAGGAUCAGUAAGAAAGAGCUUUAAAAUAAAACUGCCAAUAUUAUAAUCUGUAUACAAAUCUAUGGUGUAACCACACUUGGAAUACUGUGUAGGGUUCUGCAUUCCGCAUCUCAAGAAGGUAUAUUGUGGAACUGGAAAAGAUUCAGAAAAGGGCAACCAAAAUGAUCAAUGGAGCAACUCUGCCCUAUGAGGUUAGGUUACAACGCAGUUUCAUUUAGUUUAGAUAGAUCAUUUUAGCAGUUCAUUCAUAUUGAAGGGUACAGCACCCCCUGGUGGUUAUAUGCACUCACAGCCACCAUUUUUCCUGGAACCACAACAACAAUAUUAAUAAUAAAAUUAUUUUUGUUGUCUGCCUCUCACCUGGAAUGCGGGGCCUGAGAAAGAGUAUAUAGAUUUAAAAAUACAACGCAUACAUAACACCAUACACAAAUUUAAAAAUACAAAAACAUACAAAGAACCAUACAAAAACAAAUCCAUAAAAUCCUUAAAAACAUCAGUAUGAAGGGGUAAAAAUUUAACUAAAUGCUUGAAUAAAAAGAUUAUGUAUGUAAAUAAUCAACAAGCCACUUAGAAUAGCACAAUCGACAACAAACAAACAAUGGUCCUUCCUUCAUCACUGCCAAAAUUUGGAUUCAGUCUAGGAUGUGGAGGUCUUCUCAUCAUAAUCUGUGUACAGUUCUGGUUGCCUCAUCUCAAAAAGGAUAUUAUAGAGUUGGAAAAGGUUCAGAAGAGGGCAACCAGAAUGAUCAAGGGGAUGGAGCGACUCCCUUACGAGGAAAGGUUGCAGCAUUUGGGGCUUUUUAGUUUAGAGAAAAGGCGGGUCAGAGGAGACAUGAUAG